AUGCGCUUCAGAGCUGACUGCGUCGUGCCCGAUCAUCCCCUUGGGCGGCAGAAGGGGGUCAAAAACAAACGAAAAGGAGUAGACAAAGCUCUUCACCAGAUUGAGCAGGCAAUAAAGAAAUCAAAAACAAGUGCAACCGAGGAUGGUGACGAUGCUAUGAAGGUUGUCUCUCAUCUGCAGGACUUGCUUGACAAAGCUCAAAGACAACUUGCCAGUCGCAGAUCACAUUCCCCAGUUGAGUUAUUGCAACCGCAGGAACCCAAGGAAGACAGUGUAAACACAAACGACGGGCUGGCGCUUGAUGACGCCGAGAAUCCCCUACAAUUACUUGCUCGUGCCUCGGAUUUGCAACUAGCACCGCUUACCUUGAAUUAUUCAGCACGAGCUGUUGACUCUUUCUUUGUUCCUAUCAAAGCCAAUUUAGAUAUUGGCCCUCAUCUGGACCCUGUUGAUCUCGGUCUCGUGACGUUUAAAGAGGCCAACAGACUAUUCGGCUUUUUCUACGAACACCUAUCUCAUACUCGCUGGGGAUUUGAUCAUGCUCUACAUACAGUCUCGUUUGUUAGAGCGCAAUCAUCGUUCCUAUUUACAUCCAUUUUGUCCGCAUCUGCAUCAUUCCUUCCCUCAACAGGAGCACUUUCGAAGAGACUCGCGUCUCACGUCCAAACACUGGCCCAGAAUGUCAUUUUAAAUCGUCAUCGGUCAGUCGAAAUCGUGUUGGCAUUCAUGGCUAAUGUCCCAUGGAUGGCUCCAGGCAGACGACUUGGCGAUGAUGACACCUGUCUAUACAUUGCAAUGGCGCUAAGUAUUGCAUUAGACUUAUCCUUGAACAAAGUAGUGACUUUGUCUAAAACUGCAAACGGUAGCCAGUUCGCGCGAGCCGAUUGUAUUGAUGCCAGGCGGGCUCUAUCCAUGGAUGGUUUCGAAGACGUGGGACCUGAUUCGGAAUAUGGCCGUAGAUUACUGCGUCGAAGGGAAAGGGCCUGGAUCGCUUUGUUUGUCGUGGAAAGAGGAGUAUGCUUGGCUCGCGGUCGGAGUUAUUCAGUGCCUAUCACAGCUCUCCUAGAAAACUGUGAUAAGUGGCACUUGUCAGAUAGGGACAUUGCAGACUCACGCGACGGGCAUAUGAACUCCAUGGCCAUACUGCGCAGGGACCUGGAUGGGCUGCUUCGCAAAGUCCGGUGUGCAUGCGAUAACUAUCAGAAAACAAAGAACGGAAUUGAUAUCGCUCGUUCGAUCAAAUCUAUGAUUGAAACUUUCUACGACACUUGGUAUUCAAUAUGGGUCUUAGCCCUCGGUGAAGGUGAAUCACGAUCUUUGCCGCCGUACGUCGAAAUCUUGGUCACGCAUACGCGACUAUCAACUUAUAGCAGCGUUAUGAAUCAUCCAACAGCUCCAACAGAAGUCAGAUUCUUUUUCCGCUCCGAGGCUUUAUCGUCGGCACUGAACGUUAUGCGCACUGCUAUCCAAGGAGAGUCGCGACUCAAAUCCAUGCCCAACAACACGGUGAUAAUGAUCGCAUUUGCCGCCUGUUCGGCCCUGAGUCUCGGUUUGCUAUUGUCCAAACAAAAUGAAAACCGCCUUGCUCCAAGUGUUCUUAAUCUCAUAACUGAAACGGCCGACGUUCUAGAGAGAAUAGGCGCGACACCAAUCCACCGCAAUGGCGCAUCUGUCUUGUACGGGAGAUUCUUACACGAGCUUGUCGCCCGUGCCCGUGGUCAACCCAAUGAAAGUCAACCGCAAGAAACUUUGCCAUUGUCAUUGUACCCAUCAAGCAAUUCGUAUAAUGCCUCUUCAUUUACGCAAGAAUAUAUGCCACCUCCAGCGCCGCCAUUUUCGUCCUCCGCCCAAAAUACCGACUUUACCCCAUCCCAGCCGCUGCAAUUUUCGUCCAUGUCGGGCGAUCAAAUUGUCGACGCUGUUAACAGUGUCGAGUUUCCGAUGGGCGAUGGCACGACUGCUCUUCCUGAUUACCAGGAUUUCCCUUUGAAUGACAUGAUGCUCUGGGAAUGGUUUGAUCGCUCAAACGCGGUCGAGUUUGGCUUUUUGUGA
This is a messenger RNA of Talaromyces atroroseus, 2052 nucleotides long. RefSeq lists its product as hypothetical. The coding region runs from base 1 to 2052 and encodes 683 amino acids. The transcript has 7 exons. Gene Ontology annotation, molecular function: transcription cis-regulatory region binding; DNA-binding transcription factor activity, RNA polymerase II-specific. NCBI's taxonomy places the organism in Eukaryota, Fungi, Ascomycota, Eurotiomycetes, Eurotiales, Trichocomaceae. The record is from RefSeq and is a predicted model, not a curated record. Gene Ontology annotation, biological process: regulation of DNA-templated transcription. Gene Ontology annotation, cellular component: nucleus.